AUGUUUCCGGCUGCUCCGUCCGUUUCUAAUUCUGGAGGGUGCCAUCAAUAUUUGCGCACAGGUGUGAUGGAGAAGACGAAGUCAGUGGUUAAAUCUGGGGUGAUGUGCUCCAACUCCAGAGGAAAAGAAGCGCUGCUGAAUCACAUUCCAAUUCUGAGAUGGCUACCAGGAUACAGCGUGAAAGACAACCUCAUCGGCGAUUGCAUCGCUGGUCUGACCGUAGCUGUCAUGCAUAUUCCUCAAGGUAAUGCCUUCAUUUUCCGCUCGAAAGAAAAACACCGAGAGGAAAUUGACUCCACAGAAAAUUACGCAGCUAGGAUGGCGUACGCUUUACUCGCUGGUUUAGAGCCCGUCAACGGAUUAUACAUGGCAUUCUUCCCUGUUCUGAUUUACAUGAUUUUCAGCACGUCGAAACAUAAUUCAGUCGACCUGGAAGCGGAUUGGCACCCGGUUUACUGCAAUGCGGCAAACCUGAUGGUGAUUAAAGAUAAUGAUCAGGAAGGCGGCAAAAGCCCAGCAAAGUCCCCAAAGACUUCACUUCUUGGAUUGGAUUGCCCAACAGCGUUGCUGAUGGGACUUCUGCGACUUGGUGCGUUGUCAGUGUUGCUGUCAGACGUGCUCAUCAGUGGAUUGACCACAGGUGCGAGCAUUCACAUUCUCACUUCACAAUUGAAAGGUAUAUUCGGAAUACCUGUGCCAAGGAUCACGGCAUUCCCCAAACUGAUACGGGUCCAUUUGCACAUCAUCAACCAUAUUUACGAAUCAAACGUCGUUGCCCUGCUCGUCUCUGCUGUCACCAUGGGGGCAUUGGCCGUCAAUAAUGAUUUUAUAAAGCCAUGGCUUUCAAAGCGCUGUAGGUUCCCUGUGCCGAUAGAAUUGAUUGCUGUUGUCGGCGGAACCUUGUAUUCCUACUUCAUGAAACUUCACGAACGCUACGCAUUGCCGAUCCUUGGCAGCAUUCCGACG
Molecule: messenger RNA, 966 nt
Organism: Notodromas monacha
Lineage: Eukaryota; Metazoa; Arthropoda; Ostracoda; Podocopida; Cyprididae
Source: the annotation of a GenBank genome assembly